AAAGCUGAUAGCACCGUAUAUAAGCACCACUUGCAACAUUUCUUUCGUUGAUUUUGGUGCAUUCAAUAUGAUAUUCGAAGUUUCUUAUCUAGCUGCCUUGCCCGGUCGAUGAAUGAUCAAAAUUUGUUCGUUGCCUCUUCGUUUUGGUGUCAUGUAUUUGCUAGGCGAUAUUUUGUGUUGUUUAUCCUAGUCGUGAGAUUUAUAAUUGUUGGUGUUGUAUGUUAGCGUUAACAAGACUUUAGAGAAAUGGUGAAAAUAGACACGAUACAAAAAAAUUAUCCGCUGCAUUGGCUCGUGUGGAAUAAUAAUUAUGUAGAACUCGAGGAGGAAUUAUCUACAAAGCUGCAUGAUAUUGAAAAGCUUGAUAACCGAGGAAGAACCCCAUUGAUGUUAGCUGUGACUUUAGGUCAUAUUGAAUCUGUUGGAGUAUUGUUGCAACAUGAAGCUAAUGUUAAUACAGAGAAUACUCAAGGAUGGACUGUGGUUCAAGAGGCAGUUGGCACAGGAAAUCCUGAGCUAAUACAAAUGGUGCUAGCACAUAGGGAUUAUCAAAGAUAUUGUAAUCGAGUAGCAGGUAUUCCAGAACUGCUUCAUAAACUUAAACAAGCUCCUGAUUUUUAUGUAGAAAUGAAAUGGGAAUUUACUAGUUGGGUUCCUCUUGCCUCUAGAAUAUGUCCUAGUGAUACUUACAAGGUAUACAAACAGGGCAGCAAUGUACGAAUCGACACAACUUUAUUAGGAUUUGAUCAUACAAAAUGGCAACGUGGAAAUCGUAGUUACGUUUUCAAGGGACAAACUGCAUCACAUGUACCUGUGGCAAUUAGAUGUGAACGGAGUUAUGUGUUCAGUAUGGUGGGACGAGAGUCAGAUGAUGGAGCAACAAUGAUGGAGGUGGAUCACAAAACAAGAAAAGUAUAUGUUGAGCAUAUUAAACUCGUAGAUAUUGACGAUAUGCAAUUAAUGGAACCUUCUGAAGAAGGCGUAUUAGCUCGGCUUACAAAUCCGAUUGUUACUACGUACAUAGAUACAGAUAAAAUUAGUUUCGAACGUAAUAAAGCUGGUUUGUGGGGCUGGCGCUCUGAUAAAAGUGAAAUAGUUAACGGACAUGAGUGUAAAGUGUUUAGUGCAUGCAAUGUAGAAUUAAUAACGAAAACUCGAUUAGAACAUUUAUCUGAACCUGAUAAGGCACGAGCUCGUGCUCCACGUACACCUCUUCAAUCAUUUCUUGGUAUGGCGGAACAACAGCAGGAGAACAGUAAUAACGCAACUACUAGUGAAGAAUAUAAUAAUGUCGGAAAUCCUUCUAAUAUAACAGCUGAGGAAUAUUUUGACCCGGAUGUUGAUUUGAAUGGAAGGGAUAUAGGUAGACCAAAAGAAGUUAAUACGAAAAUUCAAAAGUUUAAGGCAACUUUAUGGCUUAGUGAACAGUACCCAUUAAGUCUUCAAGAACAAAUUAUGCCAAUUGUCGAUCUUAUGGCAAUAUCUAGUUCACAUUUUGCAAAAUUAAAGGAUUUUAUUCAAAUGCAAUUACCUGCUGGAUUUCCUGUUAAAAUUGAAAUUCCUCUGUUUCAUAUAUUAAAUGCAAGGAUAACGUUUGGAAACAUUUUUGGCAUGGAUCAAGAAGUACCGCAUGUAGGACAUUUACAAGAAACUAACAGAAUGACUUGUCUAGUUGAUGAUAUUUGUUUUGAAGCACCAGUGGGAUACGUAAAACUAGGUGCUGAAGUUCGGACACAAUUUAGUAUGGAAGAAGAAGACGAUCUGUUACAAUUUGCUAUUCAACAAAGUUUGUUGGAAGUUGGAAGUGAACGUGAUGAGAUUGAUAUAUGGGAGGCCUUACGAGCGCAAAAACCAUCACGACCCACGACGCCCAAUAUGACAACUGAGGAAGAGAGGCAGUUGCAGAGAGCUAUUCAGGCAAGCCUGGCGCUGUGUCAAGAUAGUAACGUUGGCUGUGCGAGCGGUCGAAGUAAUUCGGAUAAGACAAAUGACAUAGAAAAUGCUGACUCGCUUGAAGAUACAGCAGAACAAUUAAGACUGGCGCUAAGACUGUCAGAAUUACAACAGUUGGAAGAAGAACAGCGUCGAUUGUUAGAGGAAGAAACAUUUCGACAAGUGUUGGAGUUAUCUCUUACAGACAAGUGAACGUGCAAUAGUCAUUAAGAAAUUUGAUCAAAUUAUACUUCCAUGAUUAUGUGAAAUCUUCCAGCUGCGCAAGCAUCAUGUAGCGCGAAAUCAUUUCCUACAGUUCACAAAAACAUUAAAUAAGUAAACCUGUUGUUUACAACAGAUACUUGUUAUAUUAUAAUAUAUAGUUACAGUAUGUAUAAGUAUAUAUAUGUGUGUAUAUAUACUAUAUCUAUAUAUAUAUAGAUAUAUGUAAAUAUAUAUAUAUAUAUAUAUAGUUACGAAAUACAAGUCAAACGAUGGAAAUAAUAUAACAUUAACUAUGAAAGUAAACGAUUUAAAUUAUGUUAUUUAUUUCUUAGCUACAUUUUAUAUAAAUGAAAAGAUUGAGUAGUAUGGAGGAACAUGGUAUAUAUAUAAUACUCAGAAGUCUUGAAAAUUACAAUUGCUCUGAUAGAAAAAUCAGAAUAUCCAAUUCACGUUCAAGUCGAAUAAUAUUAAAUAAAUAAGGGUAACAUCUCGUUGAAAGUGCUGUAAGUUAUGACUGUCAAUAUUUCGAAUAAAAAGCUUGUAAUUCUCAA
Frieseomelitta varia is the source of this 2708-nucleotide messenger RNA. RefSeq names its product ankyrin repeat domain-containing protein 13D. Gene Ontology annotation, cellular component: cytoplasm. The record is from RefSeq and is a predicted model, not a curated record. Bases 247 to 2145 code for a protein of 632 amino acids. NCBI's taxonomy places the organism in Eukaryota, Metazoa, Arthropoda, Insecta, Hymenoptera, Apidae. The transcript has 14 exons. Gene Ontology annotation, molecular function: protein binding.